Schistocerca nitens (vagrant locust) is the source of this 1953-nucleotide messenger RNA. RefSeq names its product eukaryotic translation initiation factor 1A, X-chromosomal (gene eIF1A). Lineage: Eukaryota; Metazoa; Arthropoda; Insecta; Orthoptera; Acrididae. Gene Ontology annotation, cellular component: cytoplasm. The record is from RefSeq and is a predicted model, not a curated record. Gene Ontology annotation, biological process: translational initiation. The coding region runs from base 135 to 581 and encodes 148 amino acids. The transcript has 6 exons. Gene Ontology annotation, molecular function: RNA binding; translation initiation factor activity.
GCUAAAGUUGCUAAUUUCGGUCCUUCGAAGAGCAGUGUCUUUGCAGUUUGGUAUGGUUGUGAAAUUGGUUCGUUGUCUAUUUGCAUUAUACUGUUUGUCUGGAUAACUUCUGGUGAAAUCACCUCGAUUUCAAAAUGCCGAAGAAUAAGGGAAAGGGAGGUAAAAAUAGGAGGAGAGGAAAGAAUGAAAACGAGACUGAAAAAAGAGAGCUGGUCUUUAAAGAAGAUGGCCAAGAAUACGCCCAAGUCACAAAAAUGUUGGGUAAUGGCAGGUUGGAAGCUAUGUGUUUUGAUGGAAUAAAGAGACUGUGUCAUAUUCGAGGAAAGUUGAGGAAAAAGGUUUGGAUCAACCAAGGUGAUAUUAUACUCAUUGGAUUGAGAGAUUAUCAGGAUGCCAAAGCUGAUGUGAUCCUGAAAUAUACACCUGAUGAGGCAAGAAACCUGAAAACAUAUGGUGAAUUUCCAGAAACAGUUCGUAUCAAUGACACUGUUACAUUUGUUGAGGAUGGAUUUGAUGAAGAUAUUGAAUUUGGAGAUGAAGUUAGUGAUGAAGGUGAAGCAGACCCAGUUGAUGCUAUAUGAUGAUUGAGGAACACCUGGUUCAUAUUUUAUGUGAGAGACCAUUUUCAGACAGUGUUGCCAGCCAGUGUCUCUGGUAUCUAAAACAUUUACUAAAAAAAGGAAAUGACAAAAUAAGUCCUUUCAAUCUCAAUUUUGGGAAUUUUUUUUUUUUUUCCCGUAUUGCAGAUAUGUAAUUAGCUGCUGUAAUACUUAAAGAUUUUACUAUGAGGUUUGGAUAGAUCACUGAGAUUUUGAAUUUGCUGGAUUCUGAAGUUUUGCUUGAAACAUUUAAAUUUGCAAUAAAAUUCUGUUUUACUGAUGAUUUUUUUGCUAUUUACUUCAAAACUUAUUUAUUGUGUUUUGAGAUGUAUAGUCCUCUAAUAGAAAACUGUAUGUCAUUAGUUAUAAAAUUUUAAAUGUACUUGUAUUAAAGGAUAUAAUAAAGGUAAUUUGAUGUUGAUGUGUUAGUUCGAUACUGUAGUCAUUGUGGUAAGUAUUUUUCCUGGUGUUACUCUUGUAGGCCUAUUGAUGUAUAAUAGCAAACAAUGUAAAGUUACAUCAUUUGUGCUGGAGAAUUCUUCUUUUUUGAUGUAAUUAAUGUUUAUUAAUAAUUAUUGACAUAAUUGUUUAGUCCAUAGUUGUGGAGAAACGUUGUUGAAACAGAGUGGCUGGUGUGUAAAUUUAGAAGAUUUUGUGAAAUAUGUUACUUGAAAGAUCACACAGUUGACCAUUUUUGUGAUGCAAUUAUCAUUUUUAAGAAGACUGUUCAACGGUAGUGGUAACUUGGAUGUGAGAUGGGUUGGGGAGUUGUAGUACGAACAGCUGUGAAAUGGACACACAACAUUGUAGUGUUAAAAAAGAGAAGGUACAUAUUGUCCAACUGAAAUUGUUCCGUAUUUGUGAUGGUAAUCUUGAUGCAUUCAAUGCAGACCCCCACUCCAUCUUCUGUGUAGAUGAAUGUAAGUAACUUUCCAAACUGUUACAGUCAAUGUGUCACUAUCUGUGUCAGUUGGCAGAAAGCCCUGAAGUGAGUGAAUUUUUGGUGUAUAAAUUAGUAGUUCCAUUUGCUGAUUGUAAAUUUGUCUAUUUACUCUACUCCUGAUACUUUGUCAUUUUUGGUUGUAUAACACCUGGUAUGCUGUACAGGACUGCAGAUACAUUUUCAGUGAUAGUUCUUUCAUCAGAUGCGCGGGGUAUGGGGAUUUAAUGCAAGGCAUUUCUUUUCACAGAUUUCUGUAAUGAGUAAAGUGUGCAUACAAAAUAGUUCCUUCAUAUUUGGUUAUAAAUGCAGACUUUCAUUGAUGACAUGUAAAAAUGCAUUGUUAUUGUAAUUAUAUGUAUUAUAUAAUUAACCUUUUGUUUAUAAAUUCUUUAAUAAAUUUUUAUUAAUUAA